Molecule: messenger RNA, 10023 nt
Organism: Echinops telfairi (small Madagascar hedgehog)
Lineage: Eukaryota; Metazoa; Chordata; Mammalia; Afrosoricida; Tenrecidae
Gene: CELSR3
Product: cadherin EGF LAG seven-pass G-type receptor 3
Exons: 36
Biological process (GO): cell surface receptor signaling pathway; G protein-coupled receptor signaling pathway; homophilic cell-cell adhesion
Cellular component (GO): plasma membrane
Molecular function (GO): G protein-coupled receptor activity; calcium ion binding
Source: RefSeq, a predicted model, not a curated record
GCUGCCGCUACCGGGCCCUGGGUGCGGAGCGGCGGCGGAGCCUUCGCUCUUUGUCCCGAGUCGCCCAACGUCCGAGAGGAUGGGGAGCCUGGCUUGGGAGUCAGGGGACCCGUCUUCGUGGGGCUGGGAGGGGGACGGAAACACGGCCGGAGCGCUCGAGAGCCUCCUGAGCAUUCAGGCCCGGCGCCGGGGGUUGAGCACGAGGCCAAGGCAUUGGACGACCGCGGGCCAGAGACAGGACGGGCACCCGGGUCCCCGUUAUGCUGGCGCCCUGAGGUUUCCUGUGGCAGGAGGGCAGGCCCCGCACAGAGAGACGCACUGUCGCCGGAGGCUCUGACUCCUGGAGUGCUGGGCCCGGAGGACAGCUCGGCCCUCCCUUUGGACCUUCUGGCUCGGCCGUAUGGCUCCAGGCUGGUGUCGUUCCAGCGGAACGCUGAGAGAGGCUCCCGCAAAAGGGUGGGAACCGCACACUGCUGUGGGGAACUGUGGGCGCUGGGGCGUCGGGGUCAGAGCGAGCGAGCUGCGACAUUCCGAGCAGAGAGGACAGCCUCGCGGCUAGGCUGCCCUCCGCAAACCUCAGGGUCAGGUUCAGCACCGCGCACGGCGAGGACAGCUCCUGGGCCGGGUUCAGCACCGCGCGAGUCUCGGACAGCUCCCGAGCCGGCGCCCCAGCGCAUGCGCCCCCGCGGGCUCCGCCGCCGCCGCCGGCGCCGCCGCUUUCUCCCGCAACGCCCCGGGCCGCGCCCUCCCGGGGUCGGAGGCGAGCCAGGAGCUCGGCGAGUAGCCCCCGCGACUCAGGCACGCCCCCGUCGCGCCGCAAACCGCCACCCGCAGUUCCCGCAGUACAACUACCAGGCACUGGUGCCCGAGAAUGAAGCGGCGGGCACCUCAGUGCUACGCGUGGUGGCGCAGGACCCGGACUCCGGCGAGGCUGGGCGCGUGGUCUAUUCGCUGGCGGCGCUCAUGAACAGCCGCUCCCUGGAGCUGUUCAGCAUCGACCCGCACAGCGGCCUCAUCCGCACGGCGGCAGCGCUGGACCGGGAGAGCAUGGAGCGCCACUAUCUGCGCGUUACCGCACAGGACCACGGCUCCCCUCGCCUCUCCACUACCACCAUGGUGGCUGUCACAGUGGUUGACCGUAACGACCACGCGCCGGUGUUUGAGCAGGCGCAGUACCGGGAGACACUUCGUGAGAACGUGGAAGAGGGCUACCCCAUCCUGCAGUUGCGUGCCACGGACGGCGACGCGCCUCCCAACGCCAACCUGCGCUACCGCUUCGUGGGGACGCCAGCUGCGCGCGCUGCCGCCGCCGCCGCCUUCGAGAUUGACCCGCGCUCCGGCCUCAUCAGCACCAGUGGCGGCGUGGACCGCGAGCAUAUGGAGAGCUACGAGCUGGUGGUGGAAGCCAGCGACCAGGGUCAGGAGCCAGGGCCACGCUCAGCCACGGUGCGUGUGCACAUAACCGUGCUGGACGAGAAUGACAACGCCCCCCAGUUCAGUGAGAAGCGGUACGUGGCUCAGGUGCGCGAGGAUGUGCGCCCCCACACGGUGGUACUGCGUGUCACGGCCACCGACAGGGAUAAGGACGCCAAUGGACUGGUGCAUUACAAUAUCAUCAGUGGCAACAGCCGAGGCCACUUCUCCAUCGACAGCCUCACUGGAGAGAUCCAGGUUGUGGCGCCUUUGGACUUUGAGGCAGAGCGAGAGUACGCCUUGCGCAUCCGGGCACAGGACGCGGGUCGGCCGCCACUGUCCAACAACACAGGCCUGGCCAGCAUCCAGGUAGUGGACAUCAAUGACCACAUGCCUAUCUUCGUCAGCACACCCUUCCAGGUCUCGGUCCUGGAGAAUGCACCCCUGGGCCACUCUGUCAUUCACAUUCAGGCAGUGGAUGCUGACCAUGGGGAGAAUGCCCGAUUGGAGUACUCCUUAACCGGCAUGGCACCAGAUACCCCCUUUGUGAUAAACAGUGCCACGGGCUGGGUCUCUGUGAGUGGCCCUCUGGACCGGGAGUCUGUCGAGCACUACUUCUUCGGUGUGGAGGCACGAGACCAUGGCUCACCCCCACUCUCCGCCUCAGCCAGUGUCACCGUGACGGUGUUGGAUGUUAAUGACAACCGGCCCGAGUUCACCCUGAAGGAGUACCACCUCCGCCUGAAUGAGGACGCGACUGUAGGCACCAGCGUGGUCAGCGUGACCGCUGUAGACCGCGAUGCCAACAGUGCCAUCAGCUACCAGAUCACAGGGGGCAAUACCCGGAACCGCUUUGCCAUCAGCACUCAGGGGGGCGUGGGUCUGGUGACACUGGCUCUGCCACUGGACUAUAAGCAGGAGCGCUACUUCAAGCUGGUGCUGACCGCUUCGGACCGCGCUCUGCAUGACCACUGUUACGUGCACAUCAACAUCACAGACGCCAACACCCAUCGGCCUGUCUUUCAAAGUGCCCACUACUCCGUGAAUGUGAACGAGGACCGUCCAGUGGGCAGUACCGUGGUGGUCAUCAGCGCAUCUGACGAUGAUGUGGGUGAGAAUGCGCGUAUCACCUACCUCCUGGAGGACAACUUGCCCCAGUUCCGCAUUGAUGCAGACUCGGGGGCCAUUACACUGCAGGCCCCCCUGGACUACGAGGACCAGGUGACCUACACACUGGCCAUCACAGCUAGAGACAACGGCAUCCCACAGAAGGCAGAUACCACUUACGUGGAGGUGAUGGUCAACGACGUGAAUGACAAUGCCCCACAGUUUGUGGCCUCCCACUACCCAGGUCUGGUCUCCGAGGAUGCUCCGCCUUUCACCAGUGUGUUGCAGAUCUCAGCCACCGACCGGGAUGCUCACGCCAAUGGCCGAGUACAGUACACUUUCCAGAACGGGGAAGAUGGGGAUGGGGAUUUCACCAUCGAGCCCACCUCUGGCAUUGUGCGCACGGUCAGGAGACUGGACAGGGAGGCAGUGCCAGUGUAUGAGCUGACUGCCUAUGCGGUGGACCGGGGUGUACCUCCGCUUCGGACUCCAGUCAGCAUCCAGGUCACAGUGCAGGAUGUGAACGACAAUGCACCCGUCUUCCCAGCUGAGGAGUUUGAGGUGCGGGUGAAGGAGAACAGUGUUGUGGGCUCGGUGGUGGCCCAGAUCACUGCAGUAGACCCUGAUGAAGGCCCCAAUGCCCACAUCAUGUACCAGAUAGUGGAGGGGAAUAUCCCUGAGCUGUUCCAAAUGGACAUCUUCUCUGGAGAGCUGACGGCACUCAUUGACCUGGAUUACGAGGCUCGGCAGGAAUAUGUGAUUGUGGUGCAGGCCACAUCUGCCCCUCUGGUCAGCCGGGCCACUGUGCACAUCCGCCUGGUUGACCAGAAUGACAACAGCCCUGUGCUCAAUAACUUCCAGAUCCUCUUCAACAACUAUGUUUCCAACCGCUCAGACACCUUCCCCUCAGGCAUCAUCGGCCGCAUCCCGGCUUAUGAUCCUGACGUCUCCGACCGCCUCUUCUAUUCCUUUGACCGUGGCAAUGAGCUGCAGCUGCUAGUGGUCAACCAGACCAGCGGGGAGCUGCGGCUCAGCCGAAAGCUGGACAACAACCGCCCGCUGGUGGCCUCCAUGUUGGUGACUGUCACAGAUGGCCUGCACAGCGUAACAGCACAGUGCGUGCUGCGCGUCAUCAUCAUCACGGAGGAGUUGCUGGCCAACAGCUUGACGGUGCGCCUGGAAAACAUGUGGCAGGAACGCUUCCUGUCGCCACUGCUGGGCCACUUCCUCGAAGGGGUGGCCGCCGUUCUCGCCACCCCCACCGAGGACGUCUUCAUCUUCAACAUCCAGAAUGACACGGACGUGGGGGGCACGGUGCUCAACGUGAGCUUCUCGGCGCUGGCCCCGCGCAGGGCCGCGGCGGGCGCGGCGGGGCCCUGGUUCAGCUCGGAGGAGCUGCAGGAGCAGCUGUACGUGCGCCGCGCCUCGCUGGCCGCCCGCUCGCUGCUCGACGUGCUGCCCUUCGACGACAACGUGUGCCUGCGCGAGCCCUGUGAGAACUACAUGAAGUGCGUGUCGGUGCUGCGCUUCGACUCGUCCGCGCCCUUCCUGGCCUCGGCCUCCACGCUCUUCCGCCCCAUCCAGCCCAUCGCCGGCCUACGCUGCCGCUGCCCACCGGGCUUCACCGGCGACUUUUGCGAGACCGAGCUCGACCUCUGCUACUCGAACCCCUGUCGCAACGGCGGCGCCUGCGCGCGGCGCGAGGGCGGCUACACCUGCGUCUGCCGCCCGCGCUUCACCGGAGAAGACUGCGAGCUGGACACCGAGGCCGGACGCUGCGUGCCCGGCGUCUGCCGCAACGGGGGCACUUGUGCAGACGCGCCAGGCGGCGGCUUCCGCUGCCAGUGCCCAGCGGGCGGCGCCUUCGAGGGUCCCCGCUGCGAGGUCGCGGCUCGCUCCUUCCCGCCCAGUUCCUUCGUCAUGUUUCGCGGCCUGCGGCAGCGCUUCCACCUCACGCUGUCCCUCUCGUUCGCCACGGUGCAGCCCAGCGGGCUGCUCUUCUACAAUGGCCGCCUGAACGAGAAGCAUGACUUCCUGGCCUUGGAGCUGGUGGCCGGCCAAGUGCGGCUCACCUAUUCCACAGGUGAGUCCAGCACGGUGGUCAGCCCCACAGUCCCAGGGGGUCUGAGUGAUGGACACUGGCACACAGUGCACCUGAGAUACUACAACAAGCCCCGGACAGAUGCUCUGGGGGGUGUUCAGGGGCCCUCUAAGGACAAGGUGGCAGUGCUGAGCAUGGACGACUGUGACGUGGCUGUGGCCCUGCAGUUUGGGGCCGAGAUUGGCAACUACUCCUGUGCAGCCGCUGGCAUGCAGACCAGCUCCAAGAAGUCUCUGGACCUGACGGGCCCCCUGCUCCUGGGGGGUGUCCCCAACCUCCCCGAGAACUUCCCCGUGUCCCACAAGGACUUCGUCGGCUGUAUGCGAGACCUGCACAUUGAUGGCCGCCGAGUGGACAUGGCGGCCUUUGUGGCCAACAAUGGCACAACGGCAGGCUGCCAGGCUAAGCUGCGGUUUUGUGACUCAAGCCCUUGCAAGAACAGUGGCCUCUGCUCAGAACGCUGGGGUGGCUACGUCUGCGACUGUCCCGUGGGUUUCGGUGGCAAAGAUUGUCGGCUCACCCUGACCCAUGCUUACCGUUUCCGUGGCAACGGCACGCUGAGCUGGGACUUUGGGAGCGACAUGACCGUAUCUGUGCCUUGGUACCUGGGACUAGCAUUUCGGACUCGGGCGACACAGGGAGUCCUCAUGCAAGUGCAGGCUGGGCCACGCAGCAUGGUUCUCUGCCAGCUGGAUCGAGGGUUGCUGUCCAUAACAGUGACCAGGAGCUCGGGCCGGGCUGCCCAUCUCCUCCUGGACCAGGUGACUGUCAGUGACGGCCGGUGGCAUGAUCUGCGGCUGGAGUUGCAGGAGGAACCAGGUGGCCGGCGGGGUCACCAUGUCCUCAUGGUCUCACUGGAUUUUAGCCUCUUCCAGGGCACUGUGGCAGUGGGGAAUGAACUGCAGGGUUUGAAGGUCAAGCGGCUCCACGUGGGAGGACUGCCCCCCAGCAGUGAGGAGCAGGUCCCUCAGGGACUGGUCGGCUGUAUCCAGGGGGUAUGGCUUGGCUCCACGCCCUCAGGGUCCCCGGCCCUGCUCCCUCCCAGCCACCGAGCGAAUGUGGAACCUGGCUGUGCUGUGACGGACGCCUGUGCAUCUGCGCCCUGCCCUCCCCAUGCUGACUGCCGAGAUCUCUGGCAGGCCUUCUCUUGCACCUGCCAGCCAGGUUACUACGGCCCAGGCUGUGUGGAUGCCUGCCUCUUGAGCCCCUGUCAGAACCAGGGCUCUUGCCGGCACCUCCCAGGAGCUCCCCACGGCUAUACUUGUGAUUGUGUAGGAGGCUAUUUUGGGCACCACUGUGAGCACAGGAUGGACCAGCAGUGCCCUAGGGGCUGGUGGGGGAGCCCAACCUGUGGCCCCUGCAACUGUGACGUUCACAAAGGCUUUGACCCUAACUGCAACAAAACAGACGGGCAAUGUCACUGCAAGGAAUUUCACUACCGGCCUCGGGGCAGCGACUCAUGCCUCCCCUGUGACUGCUACCCUGUGGGCUCCACCUCUCGCUCAUGUGCCCCCCACAGUGGGCAGUGUCCCUGCCGCCCAGGAGCCCUUGGCCGCCAGUGCAACAGCUGCGACAGUCCCUUUGCAGAGGUGACAGCCAGUGGCUGCCGGGUGCUCUAUGAUGCGUGCCCCAAGUCCCUGAGAGCUGGUGUGUGGUGGCCACAGACCAAGUUUGGCAUCUUGGCCACAGUGCCCUGUCCCCGGGGGGCCCUGGGAUUGCGGGGUACAGGUGCUGCUGUGCGGCUGUGUGACGAGGACCGGGGCUGGCUGGAGCCUGACCUCUUCAACUGUACCUCUCCCACCUUCCGGGAGCUCAGCCUGCUGCUGGAUGGCCUUGAGCUGAAUAAGACAUCCCUGGACACCACAGAGGCCAAGAAGCUGGCCCAGCGGCUGCGGGAAGUGACCGGCCACAAUGACUAUUACUUUAGCCAAGAUGUGCGAGUCACUGCACGCCUGCUGGCCCACCUGCUGGCCUUUGAGAACCAGCAGCAGGGCUUCGGGCUGACAGCCACGCAGGACGCUCACUUCAAUGAGAACCUGCUGUGGGCCGGCUCCGCACUGCUUGCUCCAGAGACCGGUGCUCUGUGGGCGGCCCUGGGGCAGCGGGCUCCCGGGGGCUCCCUGGGCAGCGCAGGGCUGGUGCAGCACCUGGAGGAGUACACGGCCACACUCGCAAGGAAUAUGGAACACACCUACCUGAACCCCGUGGGGCUGGUGACGCCCAAUAUCAUGCUCAGUAUCGACCGCAUGGAGCACCCCAGCCCAACCCGGGGGGCCCGCCGCUACCCCCGCUACCACAGCAACCUUUUCCGGGGCCAGGACGCCUGGGACCCUCACACCCAUGUGCUGCUGCCUUCCCAGUCCCCACGGCCGUUCCCACCCGACGUUCCACCCUCCAGCAGCAGCAGCACAGAAAACACCACCAUCCCUAAUGUGGCCCCCACGCCAGCCCCCCAGGAGCCUGAGCCUGAACCAAGAAUCUCCAUCAUCAUCCUCCUUGUAUACCGCACCCUGGGGGGGCUGCUCCCUGCUCAGUUCCAGACGGAGCGCAGGGGUGCAAGGAUCCCCCAGAAUCCUGUCAUGAACUCCCCGGUGGUCAGCGUGGCCGUGUUCCACGGGCGCAGCUUCCUGAGGGGCCCCCUGGCAUCCCCCAUCAGCCUGGACUUUCGCCUGCUGCAGACAGCCAACCGCAGCAAGGCGAUCUGCGUGCAGUGGGACCCGCCUGGCCUGGCGGAGCAGCACGGCCUGUGGACAGCGCGGGACUGCGAGCUGGUACACCGGAACGGCUCCCACGCGCGGUGUCGCUGCAGUAGGACCGGCACCUUUGGGGUCCUCAUGGAUGCCUCCCCUCGUGAGCGCCUGGAGGGCGACCUGGAGCUGCUGGCGGUGUUCACGCACGUGGUCAUGGCUAUGUCGGUGGCCGCGCUGCUGCUGGCCGCGGCCGUCCUGUUGAGCCUGCGCAGUCUCAAGUCCAACGUGCGCGGGAUCCGUGCCAACGUAGCGGCCGCCCUGGGCGUGGCAGAGCUCUGCUUCCUGCUGGGCAUCCACAGGACCCACAACCAGNUGGUGUGCACUGCGGUCGCCAUUCUCCUGCACUACUUCUUCCUCAGCACGUUUGCAUGGCUCUUGGUGCAGGGGCUGCACCUCUACCGCAUGCAGGUGGAGCCCCGCAACGUGGACCGCGGCGCCAUGCGCUUCUACCACGCCCUGGGCUGGGGUGUGCCGGCCGUGCUGCUGGGCCUUGCCGUUGGCUUGGACCCCGAGGGCUACGGCAAUCCCGAUUUCUGCUGGAUCUCUGUCCAUGAGCCCCUCAUCUGGAGCUUUGCCGGCCCCAUCAUCCUGGUGAUCCUGAUGAACGGGACCAUGCUUCUCCUCGCUGCCCGUGCCGCAUGCUCCCAGGGGCCAAGGGAAGCCAAAAGGACCUCUGUGCUCAGAACCCUCCGCAGCUCUUUCCUGCUUCUUCUGCUGGUCAGUGCCUCCUGGCUCUUUGGCUUCCUGGCGGUCAACCAUAGCAUCCUGGCCUUCCACUACCUCCACGCUGGACUCUGCGGCCUCCAGGGCCUGGCAGCGCUGCUGCUCUUCUGUGUCCUGAAUUCAGAUGCUCGGGCCGCCUGGACGUCAGCCUGCCUGGGCAGGAAGGCAGCGCCGCCCGAGGAGGCGAGACCGGCACCUGGGACGGGGCCCGGGGCCUACAACAACACGGCCCUCUUUGAGGAGAGCGGCCUCAUCCGCAUCACACUGGGCGCCUCCACUGUCUCCUCAGUGAGCAGUGCCCGCUCUGGCCGCACCCAGGACCAGGACAGCCAGCGGGGCCGCAGCUACCUCAGGGACAAUGUCCUGGCUCGACAUGGCUCAGCUGCUGACCACACUGACCACAGCCUCCAGGCUCACACAGGCCCAACUGACCUGGAUGUGGCCAUGUUCCACCGAGACGCUGGCGGAGGUGUAGACUCCGACUCAGACAGUGACCUAUCCUUGGAGGAGGAGAGGAGUCUGUCCAUCCCGUCUUCGGAGAGUGAGGACAAUGGGCGGACACGGGGGCGUUUCCAGCGUCCACUCCGCCGGGCCGCCCAGAGUGAGAGACUCCUCACCCACCCCAAAGAUGUGGAUGGCAAUGACCUCCUGUCCUACUGGCCAGCACUGGGGGAGUGUGAGGCAGCCCCCUGUGCCCUGCAGACCUGGGGCUCUGAGAGGCGCCUGGGGCUGGACACUAGCAAGGAUGCCGCCAACAACCACCAGCCAGACCUGGCCCUGACCAGCGGGGACGAGACCACCCUGGGCCGGGCCCAGCGACAGAGGAAAGGCAUCCUGAAGAACCGGCUGCAGUACCCACUGGUUCCACAGGCCCGAGGCAUCCCUGAGCUGUCCUGGUGUCGCGCAGCCACGCUGGGCCACCGUGCCGUGCCGGCCGCCUCCUACGGACGCAUCUACGCAGGCGGCGGCACGGGCAGCCUUUCCCAGCCCGCCAGCCGCUACUCCUCGCGGGAACAGCUGGAUCUGCUCCUCCGGCGGCAGCUGAGCCGGGAGCGGCUGGAGGAGGCCCCGGCCCCCGCCCUGUGUGCCCUGAGCCGACCCGGUUCCCAGGAACGCCUGGAUGCCACGCCCCCGCCGCCCCCGCCGGGUGGCCUGGAGCUCAGGGACAGGGGCAGCACCCUGCCUCGGAGGCAGCCGCCUCGGGACUACCCUCGUGCCAUGGCCGGCCGCUUCGGGUCUCGGGAUGCGCUGGACCGAGGAGCACCCCGAGAGUGGCUGAGCACACUGCCCGCGCCCCGUGGUGCCCGGGACCUUGAGCUACAGCCCCCGCCUCUGCCCUUGUCUCCCCAGCGGCAACUCUCAAGGGACCCUCUCUUGCCACCCAGGCCCCUGGACUCUCUGUCCAGGAGAUCCUCACGGGAGCAGCUGGACCAGGUGCCUAGUCAGCACCCCUCCCAGGAAGGUCUCGGACCACCCCCACAGCUGCUGAGAGGGAGGGAGGAACCGGCCUCUGGGCCCAGCCAUGGCCCGUCCACAGAGCAGCUGGACAUCCUCUCCUCCAUCCUCGCCUCCUUCAACUCCUCAGCCCUCUCCUCCUCCAUGCAGUCCUCAAGCACGCCCUCGGGCCCCCACACCACUGCCACACCUUCUGCCACUGCCUCUGCCCUGGGGCCCUCCACACCUCGCUCUGCCACAUCCCACAGCAUCUCGGAGCUGUCACCAGACUCAGAAGUCCCCAGAAGCGAGGGUCACUCCUGAGGAGCAGACAAGGGCACAGGAGGAAGCGCCGAGGGUCAUGGGGCACUGAGGCUGGCAGAGGAGACUCCGGAAACCAGCUGGGGUGCUGACCCCAGGCAACAGCACCCUGCCUACAGCUCUCCAUGUGGAGGCAGGGCUGAGGGUCCAUGCACAUCUGUGAGCAUGUGUGUG